Danio aesculapii is the source of this 3019-nucleotide messenger RNA. It is a transcript of the gene ndufv1, whose product is annotated as NADH:ubiquinone oxidoreductase core subunit V1. Gene Ontology annotation, molecular function: FMN binding; NADH dehydrogenase (ubiquinone) activity; NAD binding. The transcript is spliced from 11 exons. The record is from RefSeq and is a predicted model, not a curated record. Gene Ontology annotation, biological process: mitochondrial electron transport, NADH to ubiquinone. NCBI's taxonomy places the organism in Eukaryota, Metazoa, Chordata, Actinopteri, Cypriniformes, Danionidae. The coding region runs from base 88 to 1566 and encodes 492 amino acids.
CGCCGCUGUUAUUACAUCCGGGUCGGUCACUAUAUUCCUUCCGCUGUUAUUUCAUAACGCUGAUCCAGGGAGAUCACGAAGAUAAGGAUGUUGUCGUGUCUCGGCUCUCCAGCUCUUAGUCGGGUUCUGAGCAGCGGGGUGUCCCGUGCUCCUGUGGCUGUGGCUGUAGCUGGAGCCUCACGCAGCUCUGUGUCCUCCACCUCUGCUCCACACUGCAGGACUCUGCUCCGCUACAGCAGCACAGCUCAACAGGAAACACCCAAGAAGACCAAAUUUGGGCCUCUUGCCGACCAGGACAGAAUAUUCACUAACCUGUAUGGACGCCAUGAUUGGAGACUGAAGGGUGCCCUGAGGAGAGGUGACUGGUACAAGACCAAGGAGAUUCUGGAUAAAGGAGUGGACUGGAUCCUGAAUGAGAUUAAGACCUCCGGGCUGCGGGGAAGAGGAGGUGCUGGAUUCCCAACAGGGAUGAAGUGGAGCUUCAUGAACAAGCCCAGUGACGGCAGGCCUAAAUAUCUGGUGGUAAAUGCUGACGAAGGAGAGCCUGGGACAUGUAAGGACAGAGAGAUCAUGCGUAAUGAUCCCCACAAGCUGAUCGAGGGCUGCCUGGUCGCCGGCAGGGCCAUGGGAGCUCGAGCUGCCUACAUCUACAUCCGCGGAGAGUUUUACAAUGAGUCCUCCAACCUGCAGGUGGCCAUUAAUGAGGCUUAUGCAGCCGGGCUGAUCGGUAAAAAUGCGUGUGGCUCCGGUUAUGAUUUUGACGUGUUUGUGAUGCGUGGAGCGGGAGCUUAUAUCUGUGGCGAGGAGACUGCUCUGAUCGAGUCCAUCGAGGGGAAACAGGGAAAACCUCGUCUCAAACCCCCUUUCCCUGCUGAUGUGGGCGUGUUUGGCUGUCCCACGACUGUUGCUAAUGUUGAGACCGUAGCGGUGGCACCAACCAUCUGCCGUCGUGGUGGCACAUGGUUUGCAGGUUUUGGCCGAGAAAGAAACUCCGGCACCAAGCUCUUCAACAUUUCAGGCCACGUCAACACCCCCUGUACAGUGGAAGAAGAGAUGUCCAUUCCCCUCAAGGAGCUGAUCGAAAGACAUGCAGGUGGUGUCCGGGGUGGUUGGGAUAAUCUCCUGUGUGUCAUUCCCGGAGGAUCCUCCACACCACUCAUCCCACAACAUGUGUGCGACACCGUUCUCAUGGAUUUCGAUGCCCUCAUUCAGGCUCAGACUGGUCUCGGCACUGCAGCACUUAUUGUCAUGGAUAAAUCGACUGACGUUAUCCGAGCUAUCGCCCGUUUGAUUGAAUUCUACAAGCAUGAGAGCUGUGGGCAGUGCACUCCUUGCAGAGAGGGAGUGGACUGGAUGAACAAGAUGAUGUGGCGCUUCGUGAAAGGCGACGCGCGGUCAGCAGAGAUAGACAUGAUCUGGGAGAUCAGCAAGCAGAUUGAGGGACACACCAUCUGCGCUUUAGGAGACGGAGCCGCAUGGCCUGUUCAGGGCUUGAUCCGUCACUUCCGCCCUUUGAUGGAGAGCAGAAUCGCAGACUUCCAACAGAAACAGCAGGCACGCGCUUGAAGACUCCACACUGCUCUCACUCACCCUGACGCUUUACAGUACAUUUAUUUAAGCAAACCAAAUUCUCUUGCUCGCUGCUGUGUAAAAUGCUCCCAUCCACCUUUUCUUUCUUUUACAUCCAUUAGAAGCAGUCAGAACGUUCAAAUAUUUUAACAGAGUCUGUCCUGUCGUGGUGAUUAUACCCGCGAUGCAUUAAAGAGUGAAAACUGAGCAGAUGUAUUCAUAAACAGUGAGUAAAAUGAUUAUGGUUAAUGUAAUUAUGCUAAAUCUCAUACUGAUGUUGAUGCUGUUUUUCUUGAUAAGAAAAUCGUACACUGUAUAAACACUUAUUUGUGGAAAUAAAGAGCAUAGACGUUUAAAAAAUGGUGUUCAUUAAUCGGCGGUUUGAGGGAAAUGUUUGGUAUUUUGGGUUUGUGUUGAACAUUGGUAGACACUUCAAAAAAUGUGAUUCUUUUUUAGUUUUUGUCUUGUUUCUAGUCAAAAUGCUUAAUAAUUCUUAAAUGAAGAAGCAUUUUCUAGAUGAAUAAAAAAAAUAUAGUCUUGUUUUCAGAAGUUAUGUUUCAAAAUUGAGUUUUUUUACUUAAAACAAGCAACAUAAUCUUGUUUUUGAUAUGAAGUUACCCCGCCGGCUGAUUAAUUUGAUUGUUUGAAGAAAAAUACUCACUUAAUUUGGACACAUCACACUACCUGACAAAAGUCUUGUCGUCAAUCCCAUUUGUCAGAGGACCAAAUAGUAACUUGACUUUUUGAUCAUUUGGAAAAGUGGCAGAAGGUAGAUUUUUCCCAUGAGUAAUCUGUUGAACUGCAUCCCAAUCAUGACAAAUACCGCAGAAGACCUAUUGGAACCCACAUGCACCCAAGAUUCUCAUAUAAAUCAGUCAAGUUUGGUGAAGGAAAAAUCAUGGUUAGGGGUUACAUUUAGUAUGGGGGUGUGCGAGAGAUCUGCAGAGUGGAAGGCAACAUCGUCAACCUGAGGUAUCAAGACAUUUGUGCUGCCUAUUACAAUACAAACCACAGGAGAGGGCAAAUUCUUCAGCAGGAUAGCGCUCCUCUUACUUCAGCCUCCACAUCAAAGUUCCUGAAAGCAAAGAAUGUCAAGGUGCUGCAGGAUUGGCCAGCCCAGUCACCAGAAAUGAACAUUAUUGAGCAUGUCUGGGGUGAAAUGAAGGAGGAUGCAUUAAAGAUGAAUCCAAAGACUCUUGAUGAACUCUGGGAGUCCUGCAAGAACACUUUCUUUGCCAUUCCAGAUGACUUUAUUAAUAAGUUAUUUGAGUCAUUGCAAAAACGUAUGUAUGCAGUCCUCCAAGCUCAUAAGAGUCAUACACCAUAUUAACUCUUCUUCCACUGCAGCAUGACUUUAUAUUCUAUACUGCAUAUUAUUUCUGUUAAGUGACAAGAAUUUUGUCUAAGCAAAGUCAGACCUUACUGUCUUAAUUAAAUAAUUAAAAAUCAA